This is a messenger RNA of Prunus armeniaca (apricot), 387 nucleotides long. Lineage: Eukaryota; Viridiplantae; Streptophyta; Magnoliopsida; Rosales; Rosaceae. The record is from the annotation of a GenBank genome assembly.
AUGGCUUCCUCUGCUGCUGCAAUCCCCCCUCAGGAAAAGUAUGAUGUGUUUCUUAGUUUCAGAGGUGAGGACACCCACUAUACUUUUACCAGCCAUCUUUAUGCUGCUUUAUGCUCAAAGAAAAUCAAAACCUACAUAGACGACAUACUUGAGAGGAGAGAGCAAAUUGCACCUGCCCUUUUCGAAGCAAUUGAGACAUCAAAGCUUUCGUGCAUAUACUGCGAUGCAAGGCAAGAGGGGACAGGAAGUUAUGCAUAUGCAUUUGCUCAACUUGAAACACGUUUCAAGGACAGCACGGAGGGAGUUAUGAAGGUGCGCAAGUGGAGAGAUGCUUUGAAGGCCGCAGCCAAUAUGGCUGGGUUUGAUAAUUCAAACAAAAGGGGGUAA